Adineta ricciae is the source of this 7131-nucleotide messenger RNA. NCBI's taxonomy places the organism in Eukaryota, Metazoa, Rotifera, Eurotatoria, Adinetida, Adinetidae. The record is from the annotation of a GenBank genome assembly.
AUGAAUGGUUAUCGAGAGCGUCUUGGCCUCAGCCGACGAUUCGAACCAUCGAACACAUCGAUGGGUAAGUUCUUUUCGAAUCGUCUUCGAGAUUCGUUACAUGUUGGUGGUGCCCUAACAACAACUGAACGAGGAAACUUCGAUCAAACUCUACCAGAUAAGGAAGCAACACCAGAGCCACCGAUGAGUAUAUAUGAUGUCAAUCGUUCGAUCAUCGCACCGAUUCCGGCAACAAAUGAAUCGUACUUUACUCAAACGACACCUGAUAUACAUAAGUUUUCUUGUCGAGUUGAACUAUCAUCAGGCUACAACAUUCUCAAGAAUCGAACUAGUUCACAACCAACACGUUUACCACCCGAAUUGCAAGGACGUACUCCUCUUGCUCAAUUGAAUCCGUUACCAACGACGACGACAACAACAACAUUGACACCAAAUAAUUCUGGUGAUUACCGUCAAAGACGUCUUUCUUUCACUGAUCAUCAUCGUACACAACAAUUAGCUUAUCAUCAACAUAUCUCACAACAGUUCAACACUGAUGGUACUCGACGUCCGUUUUCAUCCGACAGUCCGAUACCACCAGCACAGCCAUCAACGGGUUUAACCUCGCAUUACAUAUCAUCUGCACCGCCUUUACACAAUCGUACGACACACGAACCAAUUGAGCCGUUGAAACUCGUAAUGGAACAAGAAGAUAAUUCAAUGGCUGCAUUAUCACGCGAAUUACGUGCUGCUGCUUAUCCGACCACACAUAAAUCAUCGAAUCAUUCACCAACACGCGAAACAUCGCCAACAACAACGCGCUACACCAGUCGAUUGAGUUCGAAACGAGCACCACCGCGCGCAUUACCAAAGAUUCAAACCAAUGAUCAACAAUCAUCUCUUUCGACAACCAAAGUUGUACAUCAUUUUCAUCAUUCACAUCAUCAAGAAUCGAAAAAACAUUCGACAAACAAUGAAGAUCGUUCACCGAAUUCCUCGUCGACAACAAUUUUACUCGAUCAAUUUUUCCAUGUGGAGCAAACACCAAACAAAGAAUCAACUGUACAAGCGCAUGAAACUAUUCCUGUUAACAGCGAGAAACUAAUUCGUGAGCAACCAUCCAUUGUACUGCUCAAAACUCCUCCACCAUUGCCGGAAGAUGCGACGAUAUCAUUUGUAUCGAAGUUCGCUCGUCUAGCACCCAUCAUCACUAAUCACCCAACAAAUGGGAUUACGCCAGCCGUAUCUGCUGAUGAAAAUAACAAUAAUGUCAAUCGUCCGAUUCACUUUGAUAUCGAUCUACAUGAGCAAACAUUCGAUACACUUCAUGACAUAUCUGGAUUUCACACAGAGAAUGCAACAAUUACAGAUGAUUUACUUCCGAUAUUCGAUAUGACUCAUGAUGAUGAUGCAAGCGAACAAGCAGAUGAAAGUUACUCAUAUAUACCCUUAAAAGAGCAACGAACGGCAGUAGAUGAUGUUCCAUUGCUCGAAUUGGAUGAAUUGGAAACGAACAGUGAUAUUAGUGAAUCGCAACUAGUUCCGAUUAUUUAUGCAAAAGAAUUGGCGAAUGAAAUCGAGUUGUUACAAAGAGCACAUUCGUUGAAACAACAACAACGAUCCAUGUCCACAAACCAUGAAAAUGAUCGACUGAACGAUAACAAUUCUGUUCCACCACCAGCGAACAUGGAAUUAUUGAAUUUCGAAGCAUUAGACGAAGAAUUCUCGACUGUACAACACCGUGAUGAAGAUUCACCUUUGUCUUCAGUAAGAAUUGCUUCAGCAACUAUGGAAAUCUCGCCAUCACCAAAACCCGCACCGGAUGAAGACGAAACUCCGAGUAUGACUGUCAUUCAGCAUAGUACUCUUGCACAUAAUCGUCUUUCACCUUGGUUUAAAUUACCAACUGAACUGUGGUUCAAAAUUCUACCAUUCUUACCAACAACUGAUCUACAUAAUUUUUCUUAUGUUUGCAAACGAUUUUAUUUACUUGCGCAAGAUCAAGCGUGUCAACAUCGGAUUGUGUUCAAUCGUCGAAAGCCACUCGAGCAACUUUGGUUCGAUACUAUUGCUCGACGUAAACCCAGUGCGUUGACAUUCAUUGAGCAUCGGCAACAAAGUGCGGACAGUAGUCAGCAGCCAAUCGAACACGAUGCAAAUCAGAUCAAAUGGAGUGAAUUUUUUCACGCAAUUGGUUCGAAUCUUCUUGAAUUCACUAUGUCUGGAUUUUAUCAUGAACCUCUCACGCCUAACACACUUCUUCCAUUCAUCGUUCAAACUUGUUCAAAUCUUCUUUCAUUAAAUCUUCGUUGGAGUCGCAUGUCUGCAUCCACACUGAAUCAUCUCAUUGAUUAUCCGCAAUUUAUUCAUUUGCAAACACUGGAUCUUACCGGCUGUCAAACAUUGGACGACACAUUAUUAAUCAACAUGUUUAUUCGUUCCGAAACACAAUUUCAGUUGAAAAAACUCAUUCUUGAAGGAUGCAUGAAUAUCAGCUGGAUCGGUCUUGACACCAUCGCCAUCUGCAUUCCCGAUUUACUUCGGCUAAACAUUAGUCGAUGUAUCGGUUUGAAAAAUCUGUCAUCCAAUUCGACUUCUACCUGUUUUCAUCAUUGGCCCAAACUUCAGUCGAUUGAUGUUGGUCAUCUAGUAACACUCACCGAUCAAGAUCUGGCAGUUAUAUUUGAACAUUGUAAAUAUUUGAAUACUCUAGUAUUUGAUGGUUGUCUUAGCAUAACUGAUCAAAUAUUUCAUCAUUUAACAUCGAAUUUUCGAGUGCUUAGUUUAAAUGGUUGCACAAACAUAAGUACGAAUGUCUUAUUGAAUCUUAAUGAACAAUGUCCACAAAUUGAAACUCUUCAUUUGAAUUCCCUACUGAACUUCAACGAUUCCUGUUUGUUGAAAUGGUCCGAACAACCGUUGAUGAAACUACGACGCUUAACGAUCGAUAAUUGCAAACAAUGCUCAUUAAAUAGUAUCGACAAGUUUCUUAGUAAACAUGUCAAUAUAAGAGAAUUAUCAUUGACGGGUGAUAUGGAAAUCAACAAAUCAGGACAGAAUACAUUGAGUGUUUACUUCAAGUAUUGGAAAGAAUAUAGUAUGGGUGCAAGUUAUUUGAAUAAUCUCUAUUCAUUUUUGAAUAAUCAACUUGUAAAGAAACGACCGAUGGUGGAUCUGGAAAACUAUGAAAUGUCAGAAUUUCUUUCCGAACUUGAUGAACGAUUUUUUAUUGAAAUCGGCGAAUUGGCACUUGAAUCUUGGAUAAAACUUAUUAUAGAACCGUCGAAGGAUCGACUUGUCAGACUACUACUCGAACAAAUACGACUGGAUCGUGUCGGAGAGGGUGUGAAUCAAACAACAAUCAAAGGUGUAAUUAUGUCAUUUAUUGAGGUGUGUCAAUAUCGAAGACAUAAUACAUUAAGAUUGUAUGAGGAAUCUUUUGAAAAUCUGUUCCUACAAGAAACUGGGGAACAUUACCAGAAAGAAGGAGAUCGUUUAAGAGAGAAACUCGAUUGUGUGGAAUAUAUGAAAAAAGUUAUAAAUCUAAUCGAUGACGAAGAAUUUCGCAGUCGAAAAUAUCUAAAUUCAACAUCUUAUCCCAAAGUCUAUCACGAAUGUCUUCAGCAUCUUGUCUGUAAUCAUUUAACCUUCAUAACAGAUGGAUGUGAUGAUUUUAUUCUCCAAGAAAAUCUCGAUGCUCUGAGAAAUAUGUAUAAGUUAUUAAAACCGACACAGGCUGGCUUAGACUAUAUGGUGAAGAGAUUCCAAGUGAAUAUGACCAAUAUCGGACAUGAGCGCAUGCGAUGCAUCAAAGGAGAAAAUUUGCCAGCAUUAUUUACUCAAGUAUUAUUGGAAAUUCAUACGAAAUAUCUGAAUAUCGUACGUGAUAUUUUCUCUAAUCAUGCUGAUUUUAUCUCAGCAUUUGAUAAAGCUUGUGCAAGCAUUGUGAAUAUGAAAUAUGAAAAUCGAUCUCUAGCCAAAGCAUCUGAACUACUUGCCCAUUAUUGUGAUAGUAUUUUACGCAAAUCAUCGAAAGCAACCUGCGAGAGUGAAGUAGAAGAGAAAUUGUUGGAUGCGAUAAGAAUAUUCAAUUACUUGGAUGAUAAAGAUUAUUUUCAACGUUUCUAUCAAAAGAUGCUCGCACGUCGAUUGAUCAAUCAACAAUCGACUUCGAUAGACGCAGAAGAAUUCAUGGUUACGAGAUUGAAGGAAAUGUGCGGUUACGAAUUUACCAAUAAACUAGCACGCAUGUUUCAAGAUGUUAAAGUGAGCGAGGAUCUAUGUAUGAAAUUUUUCGAAUCGCUCAAAUCACAAUCGAAUUCGACCAUCAAAAAUGAAACAAUGGCACAUCUUCUCGGCUUGGAUUUCAGUAUUUAUAUUUUACAAGCAAACUCAUGGCCUGUCUCUCAAAGUCAAAAUAAUACCUUCUCUGUUCCACCGCUAUUAGAAAAAUCAAUUCGUUCAUUCGAACUAUUCUAUAAUGAACAAUACAGCGGAAGAAAACUAUCCUGGCUGCACAAUCUAUCCACCGUCGAUGUGCGAAUGUUUUACUUUGAUCGUCCAUACUUUGUUACUAUGAGUACAUAUCAGAUGGCGACACUAAUAUUGUUUAAUGAUCAUCAGAAGCUGUCAUUCAAAGAGCUUGAAGAAUCAACGAGGCUCUCGACAAAAGAACUCGAAAAACAACUCUCGAUUCUAAUUGAAAAUAAAUUAUUAUUGCGCGAUGACACCGAAUUCCAACCUCAGACAAUUAUUUCGUUAAAUACAGAUUUUAAAAAUAAACGAACAAAAUUCAAAAUAUCGACAACAACUUCCAAAGAAGUUCACCAUGACAUCGAAACUGCUGAGCAAGCCGCAGAUGAACAUCGAAAGUUUUACCUUCAGGCUAUCAUCAUGGCUAACAGCAUUGGACACGAGAAUGCUGUUUCACCAUCUGUUGUCAAUCAUCACGAUAUCAAGCAAUGGCAACACUGUUCACUAUUCAAUUUGGAUCUCUUCACCGAUGAUAAUAGUUCAUUAAAUCUGACAAAAGAUAUCGAUAAUAAGAUCGUCGAUGGUUGUUGUUGUUCAUCAUCAACACCGAACGUCGAUGAUUCUUGUCAAAAAAAUCAUUUGAAUCAUUCAUGUUCAUUUGUUGUCCUACAAAAGAAUUACACAACACAACUUGAACAUGUUGCCGAAACUUUGUUGGCGGACGGGAAUAAAACACCAAAUAAUUGUUGUUAUUGUUGCAAUCACGAAGCGAGCGAUUCGAAAACACAAUCGUUGAAUCGAAAAAUUCUCCUCGGUUCAACAGCGAUCCUCGAUAGUUUACUACGUAAUAACUUAAAGUCUUUGCCAGCAUCGUCGCAACCCACAACGACAACUACCACGUUCAACCAUAGUUCAAAAACAAAUAUGAAAUCGACCGGAAAUCAACGACGAUGGCAUUCAGAACGCGGCAGUCGUCAUCCGAAUGUUCGUGCUAACUUACCUUUAACACCCGCCCAACGUCAAGUUCUCGAACGUUAUAUGAACUAUCCGUUAAUAAAACCGCCGACAAAUAUCCGCUCGACGCGUCGAUUACAUCAUCAUCAACCGUUAACAGGUAAAGCAAGCGAUGCCACUGGCACUGCUCUCUCAGCGCUUGCUGAACAACCGAUGACAAUGUCCACUACUGUUAACAAUCUUCGUAAAAACAGUGCACCACCUAGCCAUACGCGACCAUUAUCAUCAACUUCAUCAUCAGCAUCCGCCAUCUCCCAUCAUAGUGCAUUAAAUAGACGAUUUCUACCAGAUACGAUUAAAUCUCGCGAAGUUUCUGACGAAGAUGAGAUCGACAACGAUGAUGAUAAUGACGGCGACGAUGAUGACGAUGACUCAAUUUCGUCUGAACUCGAUCAGACUAGUGAUGAAGAAACUAGUGACAUAAAUCCAACCACAAUGAUCUCCAACCAUCCUGUGACAACAUCGGAAACUCUCUCCGAAUGUGCGAUUUGUUGCGAAAUGAAACGUCUUCAAAAACGAUCCUGUUGCAAUUUCAACGUCUGUUCAACUUGUUUAAAUAUUUAUGUUGAACAACAAGUUAAACAAGGUAUAGUGCGAAUACAAUGCCCCAAUCAACAAUGUCAUACUUAUAUGCAUCGAGAUGAAAUUAACAAACGAUGUAUAUCGCCCGAAUUGCGACAGAAACUGACGAAAUUUUUAGUUGAUGCUAAUCGUUCGAUUAACGUCAAAACAUGUCCACGAUGUUCAAAUGUUCACGAAAUUGAUCUCGAAGUGUAUCGCUCGAUGCGUCGUGCGCCGACUAAAGUUCAAUGUGUUGAGUGUAACUUGAUUUGGUGCUUUCAAUGCCAUUCACCAUGGCACGAUGGAAUACAAUGUAAAGAAUUUCGUCGCGGUGAUCGGAUGUUAAAAAAAUGGGCACGAGAAGUUCAUUAUGGACAGCAUAAUGCACAGCAAUGUCCUUCUUGCAAAGUAUAUAUUCAACGAACAAAAGGAUGUGAUCAUAUCGUUUGUCUGCGUUGUAAAACAGAAUUUUGUUAUAAAUGUGGCGGUCGCUUUCGAGAUAUUAAAUUUAUCGGCGAUCAUUACAGUGAAUUGAGUGUUCUCGGUUGCAAAUAUCGUUUCUAUCCAGAUCGACCAUUCAAACGACGACUCAUACGAGGUUCCAUUCUCUGCGGGAAGAUUUUAGCCGCGCCUGUUAUUCUCUGCUUGGCUAUGGUAGCCGGCGCUGUUUGUGCUGGAAUUGGAUUACCUGCUUAUUGUUGUUUCAUGCUUAUUCGACAUAUUAAGACGAAACGACGCAGGCGUCAUUCGAAAUUGAAAGAACCUGUUUUGAUGAGUUAUAAAACAUUGAAUGACAUGGUUCCCCAAUUGAUUCCACGUGAUCCUGUGAACAGUGAUGGUGUUAAGCCAGGUUUUAAUUCAAUUCGAUCGAAUAUUCCAUUGAACGAAACAGUCAACAUAGAUAUAGAUCCAGCUAAUAAUGCUCCUAUUGCUGUUUUUGAUGAAUGUGAUAUUCAUAUUCCGACAAGUCAAACAGAAGAAGCAAUAUCUAUUCCGAUCUCUUCUCUCUCAUCAACUUAUGUUCCAACAACAUCGCCUAACUUCCCUCGGUUAACACCGUACACUACAUCACGAAAUUUGUCAUCAUCGAGACCUAAUGUGUAA